Messenger RNA from Protopolystoma xenopodis, 387 nucleotides. NCBI's taxonomy places the organism in Eukaryota, Metazoa, Platyhelminthes, Monogenea, Polystomatidea, Polystomatidae. The record is from the annotation of a GenBank genome assembly.
AUGGAUCCCAUCGGAGGACUUGGCAAGCCAUCUGCCCGGAUGUCCAUCUCAUCUUCGCCGACGGCAUUCCUUAGUGCCGCUUUGAUGCCCACAAAGGUGAGGAAUGUCCAAAGGACCGGGCACUUCACAGCCGAUCUUCCGACUGAGUUGAAGAACGCUGAGUCGUUGGAGGCACUUGCAGUCUCGAUGGGUGUUUCACCAGAUCACUUGCCACAGUUUGAUGCCGCAAAAACUGAAUUUCCACUGGACGCUGAUUCACACCUCCUUGCCGAAUUGGAUCCCUCCGACCACGAGGCCUUUGAUGAUCUGGCGCUGCAGGACAGCCUGAUUGAAGAGCUCUUCUUUAACAAGAAUGUAUGCUUAGUCUAUUCAGACUACUUUUCUUGA